This is a messenger RNA of Sparassis crispa, 969 nucleotides long. RefSeq lists its product as hypothetical. The coding region runs from base 1 to 969 and encodes 322 amino acids. The record is from RefSeq and is a predicted model, not a curated record. The transcript has 4 exons. NCBI's taxonomy places the organism in Eukaryota, Fungi, Basidiomycota, Agaricomycetes, Polyporales, Sparassidaceae.
AUGUGGCCCUACCUCCGUCUGCGGGAGGCGGAAGUCCUGCAGCGCCGGAAGGCGUACAAGCAUUCAUUUCUUGCUGAGUUCUUCGAGUCCAAUGGCUUGCCAAAUCCAAUUGCAGAUCGCAUAUGGGCCAGUCCUGAUAGUGAGCGCCAGAUCGUUGUGAUAUUAAGAUUUGUCAUGACAAGACUUUGGUUCGCGCUGUCGCUCGGAACGUACAAUGGCAAGAACGAUUCUCGGUUGUGGCUAUGCGGUACUGUCGUCGAUGCUCAAGAGGUCAUCAAGGGCGAGAUCUGGAGUGUUACAGUCUUGUCUCGACCGUCCGAUGGAGUAGUCCCACAGAAGGUAUCUUUCCAUGUUCUGGAGGCGACAUGCGAAGUUGUAGGGCAUACGCUACCUAAAGACGACCCUGCUGCAAGAGUCAUUGACAGCGUCGUCCCUCUGCGUGCUGACUGGUCAGCAUAUAUCUCAGAAUGCCUGACGUAUCCGGAUGGUCGUCCGGACGACUCCCUCCUCUCGCAUAUCAGAUGGACAAAUCAUGAAGAGUACACACGCGGCGUCAGCAAGCUCUGGCAGGCGCGUAUUGCACGGGAAGGCGAUCUCGGUGCUGCGAAACGUGUCGUGGCGGAGCGUUAUGUCUUGGCGUGUGUGGUUGGCAAUAGUGUUAGUGGACAAUGGAUGUCAGCGGCGGAGAUGGCCCAAGACUUUGCCGGGCUCCCUACGCGAGUUCCUCCGGGGAAUACGAAGUCUAAGACACAACUUGUCAAUUUAUAUUUGCCAGAACACCACCACGUCGAGAGCGUGCACUUCACCACUUCGGACGGCCAGCCAUUACAUGCUGCACUAGCAGUCGUUCAGACACCUCACAGGGAGUACGUCAUUUUGCGGGAUAACGGUAUGCAGGUCGGAUGCGAGGAGGAUGGUGUCGCGCCGGUGUGGCAGCAGGUUCUGAAGUGCAAUCAGCUGGGCCUCUAA